Molecule: messenger RNA, 344 nt
Organism: Lepus europaeus (European hare)
Lineage: Eukaryota; Metazoa; Chordata; Mammalia; Lagomorpha; Leporidae
Product: large ribosomal subunit protein eL37-like
Exons: 1
Coding region: 7-300 (97 amino acids)
Biological process (GO): translation
Cellular component (GO): cytosolic large ribosomal subunit; ribosome
Molecular function (GO): RNA binding; structural constituent of ribosome
Source: RefSeq, a predicted model, not a curated record
AGCGAGAUGAUGAAGGGGACGUCAUCGUUUGGAAAGCGUCGCAACAAGACGCACACGCUGUGCCGCCGCUGCGGCUCUAAGGCCUACCACCUUCAGAAGUCGACGUGUGGCAAAUGCGGCUAUCCUGCCAAGCGCAAGAGAAAGUAUAACUGGAGUGCCAAGGCUAAAAGACGAAAUACCACUGGGACUGGUCGGAUGAGGCACCUAAAAAUUGUAUACCGCAGAUUCAGGCAUGGAUUCCGUGAAGGAACAACACCUAAACCCAAGAGGGCAGCCGUUGCAGCAUCCAGUUCAUCUUGAGAAUUUCAACAAUUAGUCAAGCAAUAAAUACUCUGGUUACAAAA